GUCCCCUCCCCAGAUUAAUUAUCAUAUUCUCCUCUUCCACGGCAGGAGGCAGCAGGUUGCCGAAGCAAUCUAAGCUAGGUUGGAGCUGCCAUAUAUAGCUGAGCUACAAGUCUGCAAUCAACGUUAGAUUUUAUAUAUGGUUGUUUAACUAUAAGAGAUGGAGAUUGUUGAGCCCCUAGCAAUCAACAUCGAUCUUGGAGACAUGCCGUGGAAUUUCAUGGAGAAGUUGAGAAGGGCCUCAGACAAACCCAAGGAAGGCAUCCAGGCGACGAUCUUUCGAGUUCCUGAGAACAUCCGCAGAACCAAUGUCGAUUCUUUUGAACCAAAGAUGUUCUCCCUCGGCCCCUACCACCAUGGAAAGCAACUCUUUCAAGCAACGGAUGAACGGAUCAAAUUGCCCUGCGCCAGCAACUUUUUUAGGGGAGCCAUGAUCGGGGAUUUGCAGCGCAUUGUCGUGCAAUUAAAGGACUGGGAGUCGGAUUUACGUUGUGCCUACUCGGAGCAGAUCAGCAUGAGCAGCGAUGAGUUCGUGGAGAUGAUGCUGCUCGACUGCGCUUUCAUGGCUGAGUUUCUACGCGAGCGAUGCGAGUCGAUUAAAAUAAUAAAGAUGCAAGAAGGGGGGCCGAGAAUAGAGAUGGAAGAGUACUCGUGGAAGUGGGCAGCUCCAUCGAUUAUUAACGAUAUGUUGGUGGUCGAAAACCAGUUCCCUCUUCGUCCCCUUCUUUAUCUCUUCGAGAAGUGCGGCUGGGAUGAUAUUAUUAAUAUCGGUGGUACUUUUUAUUCGCUCAUGCAGCAAAUUCACCGAAACCUCUCUCCGACCUGGAGAUUCAACUUGCGCGUCCGUUCAGAUCCAUUAAUUGAUUCAAGUUCCCAUUUGCUCCAUCUUUUCCAUUCAAGUCUUAUAAUUGUCGAGCCGCGGUACAGGGAAAGACGGCUUCACAACACCGACUUAUCUUCCUUCCCCAGUGCAGAGAUGCUCCAGGCAAUGAGAAUUCAAUUUACAAAUAAGAUCAAUUGCGAGAGCUUCUUGGACAUCACUUUCGACGCAAGCAAGAGAUCCAUGGAGAUUCCUCAAUUCCUCAUCAACGAUGACAACAUCUCCCUCCUCCGAAACCUCAUCGCUUUCGAGCAGCAAUGCCGUGGGGUUGGCUACUACAUCUCCACUUACGUUUGGUUCAUGGACUGCCUGAUAAACACUGACAGGGACGUGGCGGUGCUCCGGAAACAUAACAUCAUCGUCAGCCGCCUGCGCAGUGAUGAAGAAGUGGCUCACAUAUUCAACCAGCUCCGAAGGACGGAUGCCCCUGUCGUCGACUUCGACAAUUUCUAUCUCGCAGAGGUAAUGAUCAAUGUAAAGAGCCACUGCAGAAACAGGACCAACAUACUUUGCGCAUUGUGGAAUUUCUCAUGGUUGAAGCAAAACUAUUUCAAGAAUCGGUGGGUCACAAUCGGUGUCACUGCAGCUGUGUUCUUCAACCUUCUCACUUUGGUGCAAACUGUAUAUGCAGUGCUCAGUUACGCCAAGCAGUGAAAGUAUAUAUUGUCAAGAAUAAUGAUGGCGGUUGAUUUAAUUCAAUUAAUAAAGGUUUGACAUUAAAUAAUA
This is a messenger RNA of Zingiber officinale, 1603 nucleotides long. RefSeq names its product UPF0481 protein At3g47200-like. The transcript is spliced from 2 exons. Lineage: Eukaryota; Viridiplantae; Streptophyta; Magnoliopsida; Zingiberales; Zingiberaceae. The record is from RefSeq and is a predicted model, not a curated record. The coding region runs from base 158 to 1531 and encodes 457 amino acids.